Molecule: messenger RNA, 2069 nt
Organism: Chinchilla lanigera (long-tailed chinchilla)
Lineage: Eukaryota; Metazoa; Chordata; Mammalia; Rodentia; Chinchillidae
Gene: Chid1
Product: chitinase domain containing 1
Exons: 15
Coding region: 626-1987 (453 amino acids)
Biological process (GO): carbohydrate metabolic process
Cellular component (GO): extracellular region
Molecular function (GO): oligosaccharide binding; chitin binding
Source: RefSeq, a predicted model, not a curated record
GUGCGGCCUGGCCGCUGGGGACUAAGUGGCGAGAAGCGCACUCGAUCGCGCGAGGCAGGCCCCCUCCUCCCGGGGGCCAGGAGAGGAGCUCCGGGUCCUGUUUGUCUCCUGGUUCCCGCUGCCUCAACCUGCAACACCGAGGCGAGGAGGGCGAGCCCGGACCCCGGACCCGUGGGAUUUGGCCUGGUACACAGGGCGUCCCUGCUUUAGCUAGGCCUAAGUCACCAGGAGCAGCCGCACUGGGGAGCCGUGGAGCGCAAACCCCACCCAUAGGUUCCGGCCUCCUGCGGCGCGCCCCCGCCCCCGCCCAGUGUGCCAGAGGGCGGGCGGAAGUUGGCGUGGCGAGAGCAGCGGGCUGUAGGCGGGACUUCCGGAGCGCUGCUGUGUCUUCCGGUCGUGCGCUAGGAGUCCGGGCGGCCUCCGGACAUGAAGGUCUGUGUACUGAAGCCCAGAGAGGUCAAAGGACAGCAGACUGGUGACAGAACUGGACCUUGCGCCAUCUCAUUGCAGUCCUGUUUCCACUGCGCUGUGAAAUUGGUGUAGUGCCGUGGCCACGCGCCCCAGUGCGGCAGGCUGCCUGCUGGCUGCCUGGCCCUGGAGGUGGACCGUGCUGUGACCGCCCACCAUGCGGAUGCUCCUCCCCAUCCUCCCCAUCCUUGGGCUCACUCUGGCCUGGGGCUCUGUUCGUGCUACCUUGUCAAAGUCAGAUGCCAAAAAAGCUGCCUCGAAGACACUACUGGAGAAGACACAGCUUUCAGAUAAGCCCGUCCAAGAUCGUGGUCUGGUGGUGACAGACCUCAAAGCUGAAGAUGUGGUCCUCGAGCAUCGCAGCUACUGCUCCUCGAAGGCACGGGAGAGGAACUUCGCUGGGGAUGUCCUGGGCUACAUCACUCCCUGGAACAGCCAUGGAUACGACAUGGCCAAGGUCUUCGGGAACAAGUUCACACACAUCUCACCCGUCUGGCUACAGCUGAAGAGGCGUGGCCGGGAGAUGUUCGAGAUCACAGGCCUCCAUGAUGUGGACCAAGGUUGGAUGCGAGCCGUGAAGAAGCACGCCAAGGGCCUGCACAUAGUGCCUCGUCUUCUGUUUGAGGAUUGGACUUACGAUGAUUUCCGGAAUGUCUUAGACAGCGAGGAUGAGAUAGAAGAGCUCAGCAAGACUGUGGUACAGGUGGCAAAGUGCCAACCCAGGUCAGGCUGCCAUGCACUCCGUCUUGAUCCCGGAGGUUAUCUGGGAGUCCCAAGAGUGGGCGACUUGUGUCUUUGGCCAGACCUCUGCUGCCCUCCUUGGAGAGGAGCAUCCCUGCAGCUGCCUGCAGCUUGGCCUGCAGGGGUGGUGGAACUUGAGCAGAACCAGCAUUUUGAUGGCUUCGUGGUGGAGGUUUGGAGCCAGCUGCUGAGCCAGAAGCACGUGGGCCUCAUCCACAUGCUCACCCAUGUGGCCGAAGCACUGCACCAGGCCCGACUGCUGGCCAUCCUGGUCAUCCCUCCCGCUGUCACCCCGGGGACCGACCAGCUGGGAAUGUUCACACACAAGGAGUUUGAGCAGCUGGCCCCGGUGCUGGAUGGCUUCAGCCUCAUGACCUAUGACUACUCCACAUCGCAGCAGCCUGGCCCCAACGCACCACUCUCGUGGGUUCGAGCUUGUGUCCAGGUGCUGGACCCCAAGUCCAGGUGGCGGAGCAAGAUUCUUCUGGGGCUGAACUUCUAUGGCAUGGACUAUGCGGCCUCCAAGGAUGCCCGUGAGCCCGUCAUUGGGGCCAGGUACAUCCAGAUGCUGAAGGACCACAGGCCCCGCAUGGCGUGGGAUGGCCAAGCUGCGGAGCACUUCUUCGAGUACAAGAAGAGCCGCGGCGGGAGGCACCUGGUCUUCUACCCGACUCUCAAGUCCCUACAGGUGCGGCUGGAGCUGGCUAAGGAGCUGGGCGUCGGGGUCUCUAUCUGGGAGCUGGGCCAAGGUCUGGAUUACUUCUACGACCUCCUCUAGGCUGGGCCCCCAAGUGGAUGUGGACUGUUGGCAGCUAUGGAACAGCCGACUGUGUGAAAUACAGGCCUUGUGUGUGCUGUGA